This is a messenger RNA of Austrofundulus limnaeus, 3860 nucleotides long. Its product is annotated as zinc finger Y-chromosomal protein. The transcript has 7 exons. Gene Ontology annotation, cellular component: nucleus. Lineage: Eukaryota; Metazoa; Chordata; Actinopteri; Cyprinodontiformes; Rivulidae. Gene Ontology annotation, molecular function: RNA polymerase II transcription regulatory region sequence-specific DNA binding; DNA-binding transcription factor activity, RNA polymerase II-specific; metal ion binding. Bases 417 to 2525 code for a protein of 702 amino acids. The record is from RefSeq and is a predicted model, not a curated record. Gene Ontology annotation, biological process: regulation of transcription by RNA polymerase II.
CAGCAGCCUGUGGGUUUAAAACGCCUGCAGAGCACGGUUCGACCGAAGAUCCCGGCCUGUUCGGUGGCUGUCGGCUGAUUUCCACCUGAACUCUUCCGCAGUUUCCUGCCGCUCUCGGGCUGUGACGUGUCGCGCUGACGGCGGCCUCGGAGCUGCGGGAGAAGCGGGGGGCUGUAGUAGCUUGACAAGAUCUGGCUCCGAGACGUCCUGCUUCGUUUUUCAGCGGUGUGCUCCAGAAUCAACCCCCCUAACCCCUCCUUCUCCGCUCGUCUCUGGCCCGCCCAAAUAACACAAAAUUCCCGACUGAAUCCGGCCCGAGUCUGGGGGAACUGGGCGGCCUGGGAAGCCGUGGAGCGGACCGAGGCCAUCCCUGCAGCAUAAAUCUGCUCUCCAGUAACAAAUGCAGUGCGAGGACAAUGGAUGAGGAUGUCACCAGGCUUGCAAUACAUUCUGGAGAGCCUAAAAUAAUCAUACACGGGUCUGAUGACGGUGGUGCCGGCGGGCAGGAGUUUGUUGUCGAGCUUCAAGAAACUGUGUUAGUUUCAGAAGGAGAGGGCGAAGGCAUGGCAGUGCACAGGUUUGCCCCAGAUGAGCUGGUCAUCCAGGAUGCUGUUGAGGAUGUGGUUUCUGAAUAUGUGCAUGGCGAUGACGAUGAAGAUGUUGCUGUAGAAACCUGCGUGAUGGCUCUGGACGGUGAGGAGGAAGGGGUUGCCAUGGGAGACAUCCCGGAYGAUGGAUUGGAUCCAGAGCAGCAGGAUGAUGACCAAGAUGGCUGUGGAGAUUAUCUGAUGAUAUCCUUGGAUGAAGCUGGUAAAAUGGUGUCUGAGGAUGGAACAGAGGUAACAGUGGAAGGAGCUGUGGAGGACCAGGAGGUGGAGAAGGAUGAAGAUGGACAAGAGGUGAUAAAGGUCUACAUCUUCAAGGCUGACUCUGGAGAGGAUGACAUGGGAGAAUCGGUUGACAUCAGUGACGGAGACGCAGAGAGCGUCGCCCUAACAGAGUCUACAGGUCAAACGCUCAGAGAGAAGAUGGUUUACAUGUCUGUCGGGGAUUCGCACCACAAUCAAGGAAACCACGGCAUAGACGACAGCGAGAGUUGUGAAAAUGGAAACGGGGCCGCCAGCGCCCUGCUGCACAUCGACGAAUCGGACGGGGUGGAUGAAAUCAACAGGCAGCGCAACAAGAACAAGAGGCGGUCGGAGCAUCGACAGGUCCAGACAGCAAUCAUCAUCGGUCCAUACGGCCAGCCGCUGACCGUGUACCCCUGCAUGCUUUGCGGGAAAAAGUUCAAGUCGCGGGGCUUCUUAAAACGCCACACUAAGAAUCACCACCAGGAUGUUCUGACCAGGAAAAAGUACCAAUGCACAGACUGCGACUUCACCACCAACAAAAAAGCCAGCCUCCACAAUCACAUGGAAGUGCACGCACUUAGCAGCAAGGCCCCGUUCGAGUGCGAAAUGUGCGGCAAGGAGUUCCACCAGCAGGGGGCGCUGUUCUCSCACAGACUGCAGCACCACCACCGGGAGCCCAAAACCCAGCCGCCGCCUCCGCCCACCAAGAUGCAUAAAUGCAAGUUCUGCAACUAUGAGACUGCUGAGCAGGGGCUGCUCAACCGGCACUUGUUGGCCGUCCACAGCAAAAGCUUCCCUCACAUCUGCGUGGAAUGCGGGAAGGGCUUUCGGCAUCCUUCCGAGCUGAAGAAACACAUGCGCACGCACACGGGCGAAAAGCCGUACUCCUGCAUGUACUGCGACUACAAGUCGGCCGAUUCCUCCAACCUCAAAACGCACAUCAAGACCAAGCAUAGCAAGGAGAUGCCGUACAAGUGCGAGCGCUGUUUCCAGACCUUCGCCGAGGAGGAGGAGCUAAUGCAGCACGGACUGACGCACGAGGAGAAUAAGACCCACCAUUGUGCCCACUGUGAUCACAAGAGUUCCAACUCCAGUGACCUCAAACGCCACAUCAUAUCCGUUCACACCAAGGACUAUCCGCACAAAUGCGCCGUGUGCGGGAAAGGCUUCCACCGGCCGUCGGAACUGAAGAAGCACUCGGUAUCGCACCGCACCAAGAAGCUCCACCAGUGCCGGCACUGCAACUUCAAAAUCGCGGACCCUUUUGUUCUCAGUCGCCACAUCUUGUCUGUCCACACAAAAGAGCAGCAGGCCUCGCCCGAAAAGACCGAGACUAAGGCGAGGACAGAGACGCACUCUCCUGUCGUAACCCCUAAAAAGUCUGCAGCUAGCGGGGCGAGUGCCUCCGGUCCACCUGCUAGAGUCAGCGCAGCCAGCUUAGCCAGCAGCGUGACUGUAGUUAUCGGCAAAGGCCAAAAGGAGAGGAGAAUCUACCAGUGCCAGUACUGCGACUACAGCACUGGGGACGCUUCAGGUUUCAAAAGGCACGUCAUUUCCAUCCACACGAAAGACUACCCUCACCGCUGCGAGAUCUGUUCGAAAGGCUUCCGGCGACCCUCGGAGAAGAACCAGCAUAUCAUGCGUCACCACAAGGACGUGGUGCAGGCAGAGUGACUGUGACCGAGCCAAAUAUCGUGCCAGACGGACGUUAAAGCAUCCAUCACACCCCAGUCGUUGCACUCUCAGCAGACAAACCUUCCGGUGUGUGCUGCACUUCAGUCCACUCUGUUGUUUUGCUCUUUCUUUUUUUCCUCCCCCAAUCCCCAACCCUAAUGUUUGCUCACAAAUGUAAACACAUGUACAUAACAUUAUUACUCCAAGAGUUAAGCCCUUCUUCCACAGGCUUGCGCUUUUAACUGCAUGUCCCUUUGCUGGUGACUGUGUGCAUGGCAGAUUGUGCAGAUGUCUUUUUUGUAGAUACACGUUUUUUGGAUUCAGCAGGUAGCAGUCCGUUCCAAAUUCACAACAGUCUGUGUGUCUUAAAUUUGAGGUGUAAUUUUCAGAGUUUUUAUUUUUUCAUCAUUUUGUUCAAAUACCUAACAGAGGUAUGUUAGCCUGUUUCGUAGCACUUGUGAAAAUGGGUUUAUAUAUAUGUGUGUGUGUGUAUGAGUGAGUGUGUGUAUGAGGGACAGAAAAAAAAAGUCAUUGUUGUGCUUCCCAGUGCUUUGACCCCAUCUUUCUGUAACAUAGUUUAUUUGUUCAGAGUAAAAAAAAUCAUUUUUUAAGCUUCACGAUCGCUAAAUUUAUUUAAUUUAAAUUUUUUUUUUACCAUGGUCACAAUAUGGUCUUGAUUUUAAAUUUCACAUAUACUCGUGACUCACGGUGCAAUCAUUGCCAGAAUCCCUCGAUGUCCAAUAUUUACGUUUCAUGUCUGUAGAUGUGCUGUGAGUUACUUGGAGCAUCGAAACAUCGGAGACAAAGCCCCGAAUUUCAGUAUUUUCAAAUUAAUUAGUGUUGCCAGAUAAGUGAAAUGUCACUAAUUUGAAUCAGCCGAUUGUUAAAUAAUGAAGAAAAUCUCUAAAAGUUUCACACAAUUGGGGAAAUCCUACAGUAUAUGUGGUGCUGCAAGCAUGAAACUACGGACUGAGCUUUGAUUUUACCAUCACAGAUGUACUUUUUUGCCAGUAGAAAGGGAAAAACGUAUAUCCUCAUUUUAGAUGCAACUUCACACGACAGGUGCUGGUGGUGUUCAUGUUUUAUGACUUUUUACAUUAUUUUUAACACCUGUGAUCWUUUUUUUUUGUUUUUAUAUUUAUUUCAUUUAUAACUUGUUGUAUAGUUAAGUGUAACUAGACUUCUAUGGGACGUAAAUUAUUGUUUUGUAUACGAAUCUGUACAAAACGUUGUAGAUGUAAACACUUGAUGACAAAGGAAAUCCUGAACUGUGUCGUUAUGGAUGUACGUCAGCAUAUUUGUUAAAAAAUGGACAAUAAAGCAAAAAAUAUUUUA